AUGGACAGGCUCAAGACGAAGAGGACCACGCGAAGGGCCCAGAACACCAAGCUCAUUCAAGAGGCAAGUGCCUUACUCGAGCGUGAUGACGCGACAUUACAACAAAUCGACUCGAUUUAUGAGAGGCUGAAGAGCAAUAACGAGGAGCUGAAGAAGAUUAAUGAUGAGAUGGAGAGCCACAUAAGUGACGAGGCAUUCGAGGCGGAGUACGCUACUGUAAUUGAAUAUGAGGACAACGCGACCCGCAUCUUAGCCGAGCUCCAGAGCAAACGCCGCCAGCAUAGCGAGACAUCUGCAGUGUCAGCGCCCAUCGAAGUUCGCGACGGGCCGGCGGCUAUUGGACCUGCUGAUAGGCCAGGAGCCAAGUUACCGAAGCUGACAAUUAAUCCGUUCGCUGACAAGCUAAGACGAAAGCUGCGUGAAGACGUCAAAGUGACCGGCGAACUCUCCAGAUCCGGAAACACCAAAAUGACAACCAUGGAAAAGUUUGAGUGCAUGUUUCAAGGGAGUACCAAACCCUCAUCGUCAAAGACAGUUGACUCCCUAUUCAUGAACAUGACCACCCGACCAGGCAAGGCAAACCGCACAGGAUUGGACGAGAUCACCUUAAAGGAAAAAGAAACACUCCAGCGCUACGAGACCCGACUCGGAAACCAUGUUCAAACCUGCAAAAGUCAGAGCCUGGAGCCGGCCUUUCAUGCUAACCAAAAGCGAGUCACCCAGGCGAAGGAUGCCGCACUACGUGAAGCUCAAGCUGUAAGAAACGUGAGCGAGCAGGCCACUUCAAUGGAAACUAAGAUGGCCGAGCUGCGACUGAAUUUGCGCGAGGAGCAGGCUGCUCGUGAGCGGGAGCACAGAGCCCAUGAAAACAAGCUGAAGGAACUUCAACGCCUGCUUAUCGAUGAACGAACUCAUCGCGAGAACUUCGAAUACAAAUUAAAGGAAGCCAUGAGGAAACCUGCGCAGGCAGAAUUAGUGAAGGAGUACGAGUCCAAAGUGGAGAAGCUCACUCAGGAGUUGGACGAGGUGCGCAAGAAGCUGCUGGGGUCGGAGAAGAAGAUGAGACUGAUUUUCCCCCUGCUGCUCAAGAUGCACCAGUUGGGUAUGGAACAAUGCGAUAUUGAGUUGGAGAAGGAAAAAAGACAGCCAGGACAUGUCGUGGAGCACCAGCAGACGAUGAGAAGAGAGACAGAAAUGGGUAGCCAGGAGAAUCGUCUAAAGGAGUUGUCUAAGGCAGGAAGAACACAUGAUUGGUUGCGCAUGCAAGACUGUGCUGCCAUCCAGCAAAUUCAAGAGCGUCCCUCACUGCUCACACGAGAAGACGCAACCUCAGCAAGUGCUGCAAGAAUCGGACCCAAGAAUACAGAACUGCCUUCCCAGCAAAUAAAACCUGAACGUGAGGACAUCGCUGGACCGUUUUGGCAACAGGCGCCUGCUGCUGAAACCGUCGAAGCAGCAUGUGCUGAGAGCCCUAUGGACCUGCUCGCCUACAUCCGCGAGCUGGCAGGAGCGGACAUACUCAGUCUCCAUGCCAAAGCACGAGAGAAGCUUUGGCAACUGAAGGAGGAGUCCGAAAAAUAG
Messenger RNA from Rhipicephalus sanguineus (brown dog tick), 1581 nucleotides. RefSeq names its product GRIP and coiled-coil domain-containing protein 1-like. The record is from RefSeq and is a predicted model, not a curated record. The transcript is spliced from 2 exons. Bases 1 to 1581 code for a protein of 526 amino acids. NCBI's taxonomy places the organism in Eukaryota, Metazoa, Arthropoda, Arachnida, Ixodida, Ixodidae.